AAUUUUAUCUCGCAACAGUUUAGAGAAGUCCGAAAUGAAAACCAAAAGAUUGGCUUCAUUUUUUACCAAAAAGUCCCAUUACAGGGGUGAAGUGGACGAGAAAUAUCGUAAGUGUGGUUUGGGCGUUCAGAAGCGAACAAAUGGUUGGACCUACGAGGGCCAAUGGAAGGAUGGCUUAAGGAACGGUUAUGGUAUUCUCUAUCGAAAAAUGGCCGACAUGGAACUGUGUGAGAAAAUUUACGUUGGUGAUUGGAAGAACAACAGAAAACAUGGACUGGGGAUAAAAUAUUUCAAAGAUGGAAAAUACUUGGGCUUUUGGUCCUGUGGUCAGCGGUCGGGUCACGGAUUUAUGUGGUUCGACAAUGGCGAUUUUUACAUGGGCGAGUGGGCGGAUGACGUCUACGAGGGACUGGGGAUUAUGCUUUAUAUUAGUGGAGACAGAUACCACGGAGAGUUUCAUACAGGGUUGAAGCAUGGCGAGGGUUUGUAUUUUCAUUCGAGAACUGGACAGCUUCAGCGAGGCCACUGGUGUUGCGGAAUCUGCAAGAUGGGAAGUAUCGAGGACUGGAACCGAAACCAAGUGGUGUACCCGACGAUUUAUCCGCUUCCGGAGGUUAAGCUGGGCGACUUUCCGGAAGUCUUCCUGGCCUGGAUGGAUAAAUAUGCUAUUCACUUGCAUAAUGGUGGCCAGUGCAAGCCGGAAGACAUUACCGGUUUCUGGUCCGGAUCCGGUCUCGAUGCGAUGCUGUCCUGAAUGUCAUAACAAUUUAUCUCGUUCUUAGUUCACCGCCCUUGGGGGAAGAUAAAUUGUCACUCUUGAACGGUGCAUUUCAUUCUAAACCACAGAGCACAGAGUAUGUUAAUUAUCGAAAUUUAUGCAAAUUAAACGGAAUCAUAAAUAUUCCACUCGGCGUGCUCGUUGUGGUGUGAUAAUCUUUACCACUUACCCUGCCAGUUUCGCAUUUGUGUCUAUGCGCUGACAUAUAUUCGCACAUUCAUCAUAGCGAUUUGUACAAAGCUUCCUUGAGAAUGGAGAAGGUUUUUUCCGGUUGAGGGCUAGGACGGGGAGGAGGAUGGAAAAUUUCCACUCACUCAUCACAUUCUUGGCGUUCGGCGUGUAUCCACCAAACAUACACCAGAGAUAGAUACAGAGGAGCAAGUUCACAGCGUAACACACAAGUGAAGAAAAUUAUGUCGUUGUCACAAAGUUUCUGCUCACAACCGGCUGACGUCGAGCGAGCGAGCAUGUUAUUGUUGCAGUCUGAGCCAAAACGUCGGAAAAGUCGCAAAACGCUAGGCACUGUAUUUAUUUUUCACAUCAACGCCUUGUUUGCACGGAAUCAUGUUUUCUCACGCUACGACUUGCUGAUGCUGGGGAAGCUAGGGAUGCUGUUCCUUGCUGUAGCUCGACGGUGCUUUCGGAAAACCACCAGUCGCACCAA
This is a messenger RNA of Uranotaenia lowii, 1442 nucleotides long. Its product is annotated as MORN repeat-containing protein 3-like. The transcript is spliced from 3 exons. The record is from RefSeq and is a predicted model, not a curated record. The coding region runs from base 35 to 754 and encodes 239 amino acids. NCBI's taxonomy places the organism in Eukaryota, Metazoa, Arthropoda, Insecta, Diptera, Culicidae.